UCUACGAUUUUGAAAAUGACGCACUUCUCAGCGUUCCGUUUCGUUGUCAUACUGAUGACCUGGCAGACCCUCACCACUUUUACUUUGGGGGAACAACUACCUAAAGAACUCGACGACGCAAAAUCAAAAGAGACAAGCGAUGUUCUAAUGCAGCAAAUAAACAAAAUAACGAAACCCUUGAUAGCAAAAAUUGCGCUACUUGAGGCAAGGAUAACUGAACUAGAAGUUCAAGUUCAACGGCAAGAAUCCGUGAUUCCGUCAAUAAAAAAUCAAGAAUCAACCAACAAUCAGCCUAUUUUAGAGAAUUCCGAAACCAACAGCGCAUUAGUUCGAAACGCAGAUGCCGAUCUGAGACAGGGAACUCGUAUGCCGACGUCAUGUUUAGACUUGAGAGCUAAUGGACACACUUCAAACGGAUUGUAUUCCAUUAUGGGAUCGAAAUAUGUUGAAACUGUUUUCUGCGAUUUCUCAAAACAAUCUUUUGAAACAAGUUUCCAAAAAUGGAUCGGUUACGUUGAUGUCAAAACGGCCCCAGUCUAUUUCUAUGUAAAUAGGAAUAGUCAUCUGCCAACUGUGAACGUAUCGAUUACGUACGAAUCUGCAAGGGUGAACGUAGGAGGAGGAAUGAACGAAGCUACAGGAAAAUUCACGGCACCCCGAACGGGAAUUUAUUUCUUCUCCUUUUCUGCAGUGGCGGCCUUCCCCGCGUCCUCAACCUUACUGGAAUUCUCAGUUGGUCUUUAUUUGAAUGGUGCCCUGAUUGGCGCGAGCUAUGUCGAAGAAGCUAACAUCGACAGUGUCAACCACCAUGACUGUCCAUUUUCCCUCCAGUCGACGGUAUCUUUGAAUAAGGGUGAUCAAAUCUGGCUUCAAAUUCGACUCCUGUCAUCGCGAGUAUAUUUAGCUAAUCACUACACCUAUUUUACUGGUUGGCUGAUAGAAGAAGACCUUUCCCAAUCACUUUUGUGAUCAGGCUUUGUGAACCUGUGUUUUGGAAAUACACUUAAAGAUGACCGC
This is a messenger RNA of Daphnia carinata, 1017 nucleotides long. RefSeq lists its product as uncharacterized. The transcript is spliced from 4 exons. The record is from RefSeq and is a predicted model, not a curated record. Gene Ontology annotation, molecular function: protein binding. Lineage: Eukaryota; Metazoa; Arthropoda; Branchiopoda; Diplostraca; Daphniidae. Bases 16 to 969 code for a protein of 317 amino acids.